GUCAUCGCCAUUCCUCUUUAACCUCUCAAUUUAUCACUCUUUUGACAGCAGCUACUCUUUUUUGACAUUUCCUCAUUUUCAUGCCGCUGAAAUAAAAUUAAAAAAAAAAAACAACCAGAGCUAGCCAGAACAAGCUCAGCCAGCACGGGAAAGGAAAAAAAAAUCUAUUUAUAAUCAUUUGUAAUUUUUUUUACCAAUUUACCGAAAAAUUAAAAUCAAAUAAGACAAAAAAAAUGUCCCUUAUGGCCAAUAAGUGCGAAACACCCAAUUGUGGCAAAGAAGCAACACUUCAAUGUCCCACAUGUCUGAAAAUGGGAAUUAAGGGUUCCUAUUUUUGUUCUCAACCCUGUUUCAAGGGUUACUGGAAAGAGCACAAAAUAAUUCAUAUGUUAGCGCAGGGAUCAAAUAAAUCUGAAACUGUCGCUGAGACAAAUGGCUACAAUCCAUGGCCACAUUAUCGAUUCACUGGAAAACUUCGUCCUUUUCCACAAACACCCAUGCGGACAGUACCCGAACUUAUUAAACGUCCCGACUAUGCUGACCAUCCUAAAGGUCGUGCUUUGUCCGAGGAAGCUAUGCGGGGCAAUAGCACUAUUAAGGUACUAGACGACGAAGAGAUUGAAGCUAUGAGAGUUGCAUGCAAAUUGGGCCGCGAAUGCUUGGAUGAAGCAGCAAAAGCUUGCGAUGUAGGUGUUACAACAGACGAGCUGGAUCGUCUGGUUCAUGAAGCAGCAAUCGAACGUGAUUGCUAUCCGUCGCCAUUGAACUAUUACAAUUUCCCAGCAUCUUGUUGUACUUCAGUGAAUGAGGUUAUUUGUCACGGUAUUCCGGACACUAGACCUCUGGAAGAUGGAGACAUUUGCAAUGUCGAUGUGACUGUCUAUCAUCAUGGGUUUCAUGGAGACUUGAAUGAGACUUUCUUUGUGGGCAAUGUUGCGGAUAAACAUAAGAAGCUCGUGAAGGUUACUUAUGAGGCUUUGUGCAAGGCUAUUGAAAUUGUUCGUCCUGGAGUAAAAUACCGUGAAAUUGGUAAUGUUAUUCAAAAGCAUGUUCAACCACAUGGAUUCAGUGUGGUCAAAAGCUAUUGUGGGCAUGGUAUUCAUAGGUUGUUCCAUACAGCACCAAAUGUGCCUCAUUAUGCCAAAAACUCUGCUGUUGGUGUAAUGAAAGCUGGUAACAGCUUUACCAUUGAACCAAUGAUAUCAGAGGGAGUAGCCAAGAGUGACCAAUGGCCUGACGAUUGGACAGCAGUCACAGCCGAUGGACUUAGGUCGGCACAAUUCGAACAGACACUUUUGGUAACAGAAAAUGGAUGUGAAAUCAUGACUCGUCGUCGUGAGAACAACGGACAACCUCAUUUUAUGGACAAAAUGUAAAAAUAAAAAGCAAUCAAAAUAAACAAACACAUUUUGUUAAAACAUUUUUUUAUUUUUAAUUAAAUUGAAAUUUAUUUAAAAUGAA
This is a messenger RNA of Episyrphus balteatus (marmalade hoverfly), 1461 nucleotides long. RefSeq names its product methionine aminopeptidase 1. Gene Ontology annotation, biological process: proteolysis. The record is from RefSeq and is a predicted model, not a curated record. Gene Ontology annotation, molecular function: metalloaminopeptidase activity. The transcript is spliced from 4 exons. NCBI's taxonomy places the organism in Eukaryota, Metazoa, Arthropoda, Insecta, Diptera, Syrphidae. The coding region runs from base 234 to 1376 and encodes 380 amino acids.